This is a messenger RNA of Tuber aestivum (summer truffle), 5510 nucleotides long. NCBI's taxonomy places the organism in Eukaryota, Fungi, Ascomycota, Pezizomycetes, Pezizales, Tuberaceae. The record is from the annotation of a GenBank genome assembly.
AUCGACCACUCUACUCACUCUAGAUUGGAGCAGUCAUUACCUUUUCACGAUCGCCUAUUACCAUCUAGUGUGUCGCAUUUGUCCUAGCCUUCCAAGAUUGCUGUCCGCCGUUGCUAGCUGAGCACUUUUCGUCAGGGAGAUGGCACCUCCUGCUGCUAUGAGCCAUCAUAGAGCGGAAAAUGCGCAGCCCGUUUCUUCCUCAGGAAGCACUUUGAACCCCCGGGCAAACCCCUAUCUAGCUGUAUCCUCCGUUUCCCAGCUGGCUCCUCCCACUCAAGCCGAGGUUCACCAGACGGUCACGGGUUUGGGGAAUGGUGACCAGCCCACUCAACCAGCCUUGACAAACUCCGCUCCACGGCCUUCAUCUAUACGAACGGCACCCUUGAGGGGAAACCCAAUCUCGUCCAGACGCGGUUACCCAGGUUCUCUGGGUAGAGGAGGUCCAACCAGAGCCAGGAGUAACGACGGAUCCCAUCGUAGAUAUUACAACGAGCGCGCUCUACCCAUGCUCACCUCGCUACCUAGCCGUGCCGAAAUCCUUGCUCCUCCCCGGUCCGCUGCACGAAACACGGGUGACCGUGGUGACGUAGGACGGGGCCAUCAUAACGGCAGAGAAAACGGCCGCCCCGGUUACAACAACUCCCGUCCCGGCCCACAUACGGACGCAAACAACCACUUCCCAUCCGAAAACCCAACUCCCAUGGGGUCCAGCGCCAACGCUCCGAACGGCAAUAAUAAUACUCACAGCUCUCGGGGGCUCCCUAUCCUGAUGCAGAACGACUGGAAGGGGACCGACGAGACCUCUAUCAGAGUCUCAGGUAUCCCGCUCUCGUUGAAUUUGUAUAAUCUUUACGAUAUCUUCUCCGAGUACGGCGAAGUCGAGUACUUGGAGCUUUAUCAAAACGAUGCGGGUAUCCCAGAUGGCAAUGGAAGGGUUAAACUUUCGUGAGUAUCGCUAUGAUACCUCCCAUUUUACCUUUUGCCGCUGACUGUGGAUCAGCAAUGUUAAAACGUCCUUUUGGGAUGGCCACUUCGUUUAUACCUUAGGGGUGAUGGGCCCUAGUGGCUCGCUAAAGCUCCGCCUAGACACUCAACAUAAACGUAAGACGGUUCAGAGUCCUAUUGAUAGACAAAAGAGCUAUCCACAAAAAUAUGUUUGCAUCCCCCGGCUCCUAUCUGUGAUGUUUCAGACGUAAUUUCUAACGGUUCUCCCCCGACAUAGGUUUUCAAGCUCAGUCUACUCCAAUUCGGAGUAUUGUGCCAAGAGGACACAAUGAUGCCGAUGUUCACAACCGCGGGCCAAGACGAAGCAAGCCUUGAAGUUGACCUGUACCGCCGAGCUCUCGAUAUUGUCUUCAAGAUAUGGCUAAAAAAAGAUACCGGCGCCAAUGCCAAUCAGCGACAGGAAGAUGCGGACGAUGAUGAUGAUGAUGAUGAUGAUGAUAAUGAUGAUGAUAAUGAUGAUGAUGAUGAUGAUGAUGAUGAUGAUGACGAGGGGGACGAUAGUACGCCUAAAAUCAAACCCGCUGAAAGAUUCGAGAGAUAUCGCCUUCGGAUUCCCUUCUCCCACUUGGAGCAACUCAUUGAGGUGGAUACUUCAUCUGCUUCGGGCCGUGCAUUCUUGAUCGAUCUCCCUUCGGCACCUUUCUUCUGGAGAAAGCUACACGAUCCGCGCCUAUCUAUUGAUGAACGCGUGAAGUUCUGGACCUCUUGGAACGCUUGGUUCCGUCAAACGUCUAUCACAUUCGAUAACAGUGCAAGAAAGGGACUUUCCGUCUCCCUAGAGCAACGCGGUGAAAUUAUCAACAUUGGUUUGUAUAUAUGCUAUUCUACCAGUGCGUUUUCCAGCGCUAGAAACAUAUCCGCUAACCAAAAUACUAGGCCGUUGGACUGCCUAUAGAUUCGAAGUAGGGGCUAGGGAGGCCGAGUCUGAUGGCUUCGGCGAGAUGAUUUCUGCGUUGAAAGAUUUCAACAUCAAGGUUAACGUCCAAAAGGAUUUCAAGACGUUCUCCGAGAAAUCCUACUGCAUCUGGGACUACAUCGGCAUCCAAGGCAUCCAGCGUGCUCAGCAAUCGGAUUCUAUUCUAGCCCAACUCCAAGCUUCAUCCCCCCUCCUUUCCUAUCCUGUUCGCUACCAGCUCGAGGUCUGUAUCUCGCAUAAUUGCCUCAACGAGUAUAACAUCACUCCUCCAUUCAUUGACCGUCUGGCAGCGCUUCCUGUAAACAAAGCUAUACCACUGCUGGAACAUGUUGCUGAGAAAAGAAUCCGUUAUUAUGACCCCAUGGCCAUCUUUGCCAUUCAAGGGAUCACCGGGAGUACAAUUCACUUAAAGCUUCCUGAUCACUGCCAACUCCUUAGAAAAGCCAAUGUAACCCCAUCAACUAUUUAUUUUACUACGCCUACUGUCGAGAUUACCAAUCGGGUGGUGAGGCAGUAUUCUGAGCACAUAGACAGGUUCUUGAGAGUCCAGUUUGUUGACGAAAAGUUUCAGGCAUAUCUCUCACUACCUCUUUUAUCUACAAUAGACACUAACCGUCUCCAGGGCCGCAUAAAUUCCACCGACAAAAAGACCAUGCAUGAGGUCUUUACCCGUGUUAAGGCCGCCCUGGACCAUGGCAUAACUGUCGGCGAUCGAAAGUUUGAAUUUCUAGCUUUUGGCAAUUCGCAAAUACGUGAACAUGGAGCAUAUUUCUUUGCCUCGACCGACCAUCUUUCUGCAGCAGAUAUUAGAGCAUGGAUGGGAAGCUUCAAGGAUAUUAGGAUUGUUGCAAAACAUGCUGCAAGACUCGGCCAGUGCUUCUGUGAGUACAUCUACACCCUCCAGCGAUGGCUCUACUGAUUUAUUUCCUCAAUGGUAGCUACCACCCGUGCAAUCAGCGGAGUACGAGUUGAUGUUCGCACUACGGAGGAUAUUGUGAAUGAGGAAGGGUACAACUUUUCCGAUGGAGUUGGAAAGAUUUCUGAAUUUCUGGCGCGGUUGAUCACCACGGAGCUUCGUCUCAAGUUGGUCGACAAGGAGCCUGCGCCCUCAUGCUUUCAGUUCCGUCUCGGAGGCCGCAAGGGUGUCUUAGCAGUUAGCCCAGAUGCCAGCCAUCGCGAAGUCUACAUCCGGCCCAGUCAGCUCAAAUUCGAGGCCAAGCAUAACAUUCUGGAGGUUAUACGCUGGUCCAAGUUCGCAACUGCCGCCCUCAAUCGGCAGCUGAUCACCGUACUGACUAGUCUGGGUGCUCCCGAUCGCUAUUUUGAGGACAAGCUUCAAUUUAUGCUGAGAUCCUAUGAGGAAGCGAUGGUUGAUCCGGGGGUUGCGGUCAGGCUACUUUGCAAAAAUGUCGACCCCAACGAAUCUACCUUGGCCAUCGCGGCUAUGAUUCGUGCGGGGUUUAUGGAUCGACAGGAACCGUUUGUCAUUUCUAUGCUGAAGCUUUGGCGAGCGUGGACCAUUAAAUACCUGAAAGAAAAGGCUAAAAUUAUGAUUGAAGAGGGCGCAUUUGUGCUCGGGGUGGUCGAUGAAACCGGUGCCCUCGAUGGCUACUAUUAUUCUCAAGACGAUGGGCCCACGGAGGAUGCAGAAAGUCCGGAGACCUUACUCCCUCAAAUCUUCAUACAGGUCACCGACCCAGACCGGCCCGGGGAAUCCAGGAUUAUUGAGGGACCAUGUGUAAUCGCACGAAACCCUUCUCUUCACCCCGGUGAUGUUCGCAAGGUCAUGGCUGUUAACGCCAAAGAGCUACACCAUUUGCGUAAUGUUGUCGUAUUCUCACAGAAGGGGGACCGCGAUUUGCCCAAUAUGCUCUCUGGAGGUGAUCUAGACGGGGACGAUUAUAUCGUAAUUUGGGACAGAAAACUCACCUCAUGUGUAAGCAACUACGAGCCAAUGAACUAUUCAGCACAGACUCCGAGAGAAUUGGCACGUGAUGUUGAGAUUGGUGACAUUACCAAAUUUUUUGUCAACUACAUGAAGAACGACAAGCUAGGCACCAUAGCUAAUGCUCACCUUGCAUGGGCAGAUAAGCUUGACGAGGGAGUGAAGUCCGAUCAAUGUAAAUCAACUCACCCACUCCUACUCCUUCAUAGUAUGCUAAGAAUCGAUAGGUUUUCGACUCGCAACCCUUCACUCUCAUGCAGUUGACUACGUGAAAUCAGGGGAGCCAGCUAUCAUGCCCCCAGAUCUCCGCCGAAAGUCAUUCCCUCACUUUAUGGAGAAGGAGCCUGAUAAAACUUAUCGUUCCGACAAGAUCCUAGGAGUCUUGUACGAUUCCGUGUCGAAAAUCGAUUUCGUUCCUGCCUUCGAACUGGAAUUCGACGAUCGUAUCCUCAACGCAUAUACCCUUGAUGAGAGUAUACUUGAGGUUGCACGGGCAAUCAAGAUUCGAUACGACGCGGCAAUGCGCCGGAUAUUGGCCCAACACGAUAUCUAUACCGAGUUUGAGGUCAUAUCUACAUUUGUCAUGCAUCACUCGAUGGCAACGAAGGAUUACAAAUUCCAUGAAGACGUUGCUAACAUUUGCAAUAGCUUAAAAGACACCUUCAAGAAGAUCAUAUUCGAAGUUGUAGCUAGCAAAGAUGAUAUCAUUUUAGGCCCCUUUAUCGCAGCCAUGUAUUCUGUGACGCAUCAGGAAAUGGCAAGGGCGAAGAAGAAAUUCUUUGCUGCAAAAGCUAAAAAAGCGGCAGAGAGGGCAGCCAGGAGGGCCAGCGGAAAUGAAAGGGCACCAGGGGAGGGAAACAUUCCCGCGGGCGUGAAGGAUGCGGAAGAACUGGCGGAAUUCACCAUUGAGGAAGCCAGAAACAUGCCGCUGAUUUCAUUCCCCUGGCUCUUUGGAAGAGCGUUGGGUAGGAUUGCGAACCGGGAGUACCCAUUCACGAAAUUGGACGGCAGCCCAGUAGACUUCAAACAGGCCGCCGCUGUCACUGACGAACUUGAGGGUCGCAUGGGUAAGAAGGAGAAGUACCCCACCUACCGCCAUGGCAUCUACGACGAUGCAGUUGCCACCACCACCACCCCAGGAAUCCGGGAGGAUGGAAACAACAUACCCGACAACUCUCGGGACGGAGAGAGUAGCUUGGGAAUAUCUCAACGCGAAACCGAUCUUCAAGAUGUCUCCACCACUACCGACAAUACCACAACCACCAUCGAAACCGCCAUCGCCGACACCUCCUCCGAUAACAACACCGGAUAUGACGGCGGAGAGGCUAACCUCAUCUAAAAGUAAGAGGAGGUAAAGGGGAGGUAGGACGCAACCUCAGUUCAAACUGCAAUUCGUUCACCUUUAAAUCUCAAAAAAAAAAAAAAAACAUUCUUUUUCUUUCCUUUUCAAACAGCUAGGCUUACUUUUUAUGUUUUACCUUCUGAGGGAUACCAAUUUGUUUGUUUUGUAUUGCCCUGCUUUCCUUCUUCCUCACCCCUCUCUCUUUCUCUUUACCCUUACUGGAGAGAAUCUGGGUCCGGGCUCUGAGAUUGGGUGGGACGGAGACGAACACCAAUUAGCAAAUGACAUGAGACUACGAGAUA